UCUCUUUCUCUCUCCACCAUUGACUCUCUCUCUCUAUCUCUAUCUCGCUCUUGAAAUCAUCCUUUAUUUCUGUGACUGUGUUGCACUUUCAGAGAGAAGAGAGAGAGAGAGAAGCCAACCAUACACACAAAGAAAAAAAAAAAAUAAAAAAAUAAAGGUUGUGGCUUGCUGCUGAAUCAAUACCAUCACCAUUUCUACAAUACUCCCCUCACUAUUCCCCCUUUCCCCUUCUCCUUCAUCUGUGUUUCCCAUCAAAGUCUCUUUUUUUAUUAAGAAUCCGAUUUGCCUCUGUGAGAGAGAGAGAGUAGUAUCAUCCUCUGUUGUUGUUAUGGUCUCUGGAUCUCAAAGAAUCAAGCUUUACUGAGUUGUUGCCCCAUUUCAAAUCGAUCUGUGAAAAUCCCAAUAUAGUGUAGCCCGUCUGUGUUCAGACCAAAGAUGAACACCGGUGGUCGUUUAAUCGCCGGUUCUCACAACAGGAAUGAGUUUGUUCUCAUUAAUGCCGAUGAGAAUGCCAGAAUAAGAUCAGUGCAAGAGCUGAGUGGACAGACAUGUCAAAUCUGCAGAGACGAGAUCGAAUUGACUGUGGAUGGAGAACCUUUUGUGGCGUGUAAUGAAUGUGCUUUCCCUGUGUGUAGACCUUGCUAUGAGUAUGAAAGACGAGAAGGCAAUAAAGCUUGUCCACAAUGCAAAACCCGUUUCAAACGUCUUAAAGGAAGUCCUAGGGUUGAAGGUGAUGAAGAGGAAGAUGACAUUGAUGAUUUAGACAAUGAGUUUGAGUAUGGGAGCAAUGGGAUGGGAUUUGAUCAGGUUUCUGAAAAUAUGUCAAUCUCUCGUCGCACCUCUGGUUUCCCACAGUCUGAUCUUGAUUCAGCUCCACCUGGCUCUCAGAUUCCCUUGCUUACUUAUGGCGACGAGGACGUUGAGAUUUCUUCUGAUAGACAUGCUCUUAUUGUUCCUCCUUCACUUGGUGGUCAUGGCAAUAGAGUUCAUCCGGUUUCUCUUGCUGACCCGGCCGUUGCUGCACAUCCAAGGCCUAUGGUACCUCAGAAAGAUCUUGCGGUUUAUGGUUAUGGAAGUGUGGCUUGGAAAGAUCGGAUGGAGGAGUGGAAGAGAAAGCAGAAUGAGAAACUUCAGGUGGUUAAGCAUGAAGGAGAUCCUGAUUUUGAAGAUGGCGAUGAUGCUGAUUUUCCAAUGAUGGAUGAGGGAAGGCAGCCAUUGUCCAGGAAGAUACCAAUCAAAUCUAGCAAGAUUAAUCCAUACCGGAUGUUAAUUGUUCUACGUCUUGUGAUUCUUGGUCUCUUCUUUCACUACCGUAUUCUUCACCCUGUCAAAGAUGCAUACGCCUUGUGGCUUAUUUCUGUUAUAUGUGAGAUAUGGUUUGCGGUUUCAUGGGUUCUUGAUCAGUUCCCUAAAUGGUACCCAAUUGAGCGAGAAACAUACUUGGACCGACUCUCAUUAAGAUAUGAGAAAGAAGGGAAACCGUCAGGACUAUCCCCUGUGGACGUAUUUGUCAGUACAGUGGAUCCAUUGAAAGAGCCUCCGCUUAUUACUGCAAAUACUGUCUUGUCUAUUCUUGCGGUUGAUUAUCCUGUCGAUAAGGUUGCUUGUUAUGUAUCUGAUGAUGGUGCUGCUAUGCUUACUUUCGAAGCACUUUCUGAGACUGCGGAAUUCGCAAGGAAAUGGGUUCCAUUCUGUAAGAAAUACUGUAUCGAGCCUCGUGCUCCUGAAUGGUAUUUCUGCCAUAAAAUGGACUACUUAAAGAAUAAAGUCCAUCCUGCAUUUGUCAGGGAGCGGCGAGCCAUGAAGAGAGAUUAUGAAGAAUUCAAAGUAAAAAUCAAUGCUUUAGUGGCGACAGCACAGAAAGUGCCGGAGGAUGGUUGGACUAUGCAAGACGGUACACCUUGGCCCGGUAAUAGUGUGCGAGAUCAUCCCGGCAUGAUUCAGGUCUUCCUUGGAAGUGACGGUGUUCGUGAUGUCGAAAACAAUGAGUUGCCUCGAUUAGUUUAUGUUUCUCGUGAGAAGAGACCCGGAUUUGAUCACCACAAGAAGGCUGGAGCUAUGAAUUCCCUGAUACGAGUCUCGGGGGUUCUAUCAAAUGCUCCUUACCUUCUGAAUGUCGAUUGUGAUCACUACAUCAACAAUAGCAAGGCUCUUAGAGAAGCAAUGUGUUUCAUGAUGGAUCCUCAGUCAGGAAAGAAAAUCUGUUAUGUUCAAUUCCCUCAAAGAUUCGAUGGUAUUGAUAGGCACGAUCGAUACUCAAAUCGAAAUGUUGUGUUCUUCGAUAUCAAUAUGAAAGGUUUGGAUGGGCUACAAGGGCCUAUAUACGUCGGGACAGGUUGUGUUUUCAGGAGGCAAGCGCUUUAUGGCUUUGAUGCACCAAAGAAGAAGAAGGCUCCACGUAAGACAUGCAAUUGCUGGCCAAAAUGGUGUUUCAUGUGCUGUGGUUCAAGAAAGAACCGUAAAGCAAAGACAGUGGCUGCGGAUAAGAAGAAGAAGAAUAGGGAAGCGUCGAAGCAGAUUCACGCAUUAGAAAAUAUUGAAGAGGGCCGCAUCACUAAAGGCUCUAAUGUAGAACAAUCAACCGAGGCAAUGCAAUUGAAGUUGGAGAAGAAAUUUGGGCAGUCUCCCGUUUUUGUUGCAUCUGCUCGUAUGGAGCUUGGUGGGAUGGCUAGAAACGCAACCCCAGCUUGUCUGCUUAAAGAAGCCAUCCAAGUCAUUAGUUGUGGAUAUGAAGAUAAAACUGAAUGGGGAAAAGAGAUCGGGUGGAUCUACGGUUCUGUUACAGAAGAUAUUCUUACGGGUUUCAAGAUGCAUUCUCAUGGUUGGAGGUCUGUUUAUUGUACACCUAAGUUAGCGGCAUUCAAAGGAUCAGCUCCAAUCAAUCUUUCAGAUCGUCUCCAUCAAGUUCUUCGAUGGGCGCUUGGGUCAGUUGAGAUUUUCUUGAGUAGGCAUUGUCCUAUUUGGUAUGGUUAUGGAGGUGGUUUGAAAUGGCUUGAGAGGUUGUCCUACAUUAACUCCGUGGUUUACCCAUGGACCUCUCUCCCACUCAUUGUUUACUGUUCACUCCCCGCCAUCUGUCUUCUCACCGGAAAAUUUAUUGUUCCCGAGAUUAGCAACUAUGCGAGUAUCCUCUUCAUGGCGCUCUUCACGUCGAUUGCAGUAACGGGUAUACUUGAGAUGCAAUGGGGCAAAGUUGGGAUCGAUGAUUGGUGGAGGAACGAACAGUUUUGGGUCAUUGGUGGCGUUUCUGCGCAUCUGUUUGCUCUAUUCCAAGGUCUCCUCAAGGUUCUUGCUGGUGUGGACACUAACUUCACAGUCACAUCAAAAGCAGCUGAUGACGGCGAGUUCUCUGACCUUUACCUCUUCAAAUGGACUUCUCUUCUCAUCCCUCCAACGACUCUUCUCAUCAUAAACGUCAUCGGAGUCAUAGUUGGAAUCUCUGAUGCCAUCAGCAACGGAUAUGACUCGUGGGGACCGCUUUUCGGAAGAUUGUUCUUUGCACUUUGGGUCAUCAUUCAUCUUUACCCAUUCCUUAAAGGUUUGCUUGGGAAACAAGAUAGGAUGCCGACCAUUAUUGUUGUCUGGUCCAUCCUCCUCGCCUCGAUUCUUACACUUCUUUGGGUUCGGGUUAAUCCGUUUGUGGCGAAAGGUGGUCCUAUUCUUGAGAUAUGCGGGUUAGACUGCUUGUGAUUUGAUUGAUGGAUCAAUUGGUGAAAAAAGGUUUAAUUCCCACGGAUCAAGAGAGGUAAGUAAGAGAGAUAUUGUUUACCUCUAAAGACUUCUUCAUUGUGUUCAUUAGAUGAUGAAAAAGAAAAAGAAUUUAAUUUUGUUACGAGAUUGUUAUUUUUGCAAGAAUGUGUUGUAGAUAUAGAUGAAAAAAAAGAAGAAGGUUGUUGUCUAUUUGUUUUGUUCUUUGGUGGUGAGAGAAAAGAUUUGUCAAAUUAUUCUUUAAUUGAAUAUUUCUGAUCUCUUUUGAAUAUUAAGAGGAGUUUCAAUC
This is a messenger RNA of Camelina sativa (false flax), 3997 nucleotides long. RefSeq names its product cellulose synthase A catalytic subunit 6 [UDP-forming]. The record is from RefSeq and is a predicted model, not a curated record. Gene Ontology annotation, biological process: cellulose biosynthetic process. Lineage: Eukaryota; Viridiplantae; Streptophyta; Magnoliopsida; Brassicales; Brassicaceae. Gene Ontology annotation, molecular function: cellulose synthase (UDP-forming) activity. Gene Ontology annotation, cellular component: membrane.